UAUAUAUAUAUAUAUCAUCUCGUCGGAGAAAUUAUAGUGUCGUGUUGAACCGAAAUUUUCCAAGAAGACGAUUCGAUUCUGUUCUAAUCGGAGAAGAUGGAGAAAGCGAUCGAGAGGCAGAGGGUUUUGCUUGAGCAUCUCCGUCCUUCUUCUUCUUCCUCGCACAAUUUCGAGGCUUCUCUCUCUGCCUCAGCCUGCUUGGCGGGAGACAGUGCUUCAUAUCAGAGGGCUUCACUAUAUGGGGAUGAUGUUGUGAUUGUCGCGGCAUAUAGGACAGCACUUUGCAAAUCGAAGCGUGGGGGCUUCAAGGACACAUAUCCAGACGACUUGCUUGCACCUGUUUUGAGGGCGUUGAUAGAGAAGAAAAAUGUUAACCCGGCUGAAGUUGGUGACAUUGUUGUGGGAACUGUUUUGGCGGCAGGAUCUCAAAGAGCCAGUGAAUGCAGGAUGGCUGCGUUCUAUGCCGGCUUCCCUGAAACUGUGCCUGUCAGAACCGUGAACCGACAGUGUUCAUCUGGGCUUCAAGCUGUUGCUGAUGUAGCCGCUGCCAUAAAAGCAGGAUUUUAUGACAUUGGUAUUGGGGCUGGGUUGGAGUCCAUGACAGCCAAUCCAAUGGCAUGGGAAGGGUCAGUCAACCCAAAAGUGAAGAGCUUUGAACAGGCACACAACUGUCUUCUUCCAAUGGGUGUUACUUCAGAAAACGUAGCAGCUCGGUUUGGUGUCACGCGGGAGGAGCAGGAUCAAGCUGCUGUUGAGUCUCACAGAAAGGCAGCUGCUGCUACUGCUUCUGGUAAAUUCAAGGAUGAAAUAAUCCCUGUAACCACCAGGAUUGUUGACCCAAAGACCGGCGAUGAGAAGGCCGUGACAGUCGCUGUUGAUGAUGGGAUUAGGCCGAGCACAACCCUUUUGGAUCUUGCGAAGCUGAAGCCUGUAUUUAAGAAGGACGGAACCACGACUGCUGGAAAUUCGAGCCAAAUAAGUGAUGGAGCAGGAGCUGUUCUUCUAAUGAAGAGAAGUGUUGCGAUGCAGAAAGGACUGCCCAUUCUUGGUGUAUUCAGGACAUUUGCUGCGGUUGGUGUAGACCCAGCAAUCAUGGGGGUGGGACCAGCUGUUGCCAUUCCUGGUGCAGUUAAGCAGGCGGCUGGUCUGGAACUCGAUGACAUCGACUUGUUCGAGAUCAACGAGGCAUUUGCAUCGCAGUUUGUGUACUGCCGGAACAAGCUGGGACUUGACCCAGAGAGGAUAAAUGUCAAUGGAGGAGCCAUGGCCAUCGGACAUCCGUUGGGCGCCACAGGGGCGAGAUGCGUGGGGACAUUGUUGCACGAAAUGAAGAGGAGAGGGAGAGACUGCAGGUACGGGGUGGUGUCGAUGUGCAUUGGGACUGGGAUGGGCGCAGCUGCUGUGUUCGAGAGAGGUGACGGAGUGGACGACCUCUCCAAUGCCCGUAAAGUGGAAGCCCAUGGCUUUCUCUCCAAGGACUCCCGUUAAAGACCCUCUCACCCUUUCUCUCCAUUACAAAUAAAUAUAUUCAAUGUCUCUGGUCUAUAUAUGCCUCUCGUAGGAAUUUGCGUCUGAACAAACCAUUCCCGCUCGUUAAAGACUACUUCCAAAGUGUUCACCGUUGGAGAUUUCAUCUCUCCCUUGUCGGAAUAAAUGGAAACAAAGUUCAUAUUUAGCA
Messenger RNA from Tarenaya hassleriana, 1678 nucleotides. RefSeq names its product 3-ketoacyl-CoA thiolase 2, peroxisomal-like. Gene Ontology annotation, molecular function: acetyl-CoA C-acyltransferase activity. Lineage: Eukaryota; Viridiplantae; Streptophyta; Magnoliopsida; Brassicales; Cleomaceae. Gene Ontology annotation, biological process: phenylacetate catabolic process; fatty acid beta-oxidation. The record is from RefSeq and is a predicted model, not a curated record. Gene Ontology annotation, cellular component: peroxisome.